Molecule: messenger RNA, 3721 nt
Organism: Sphaeramia orbicularis (orbiculate cardinalfish)
Lineage: Eukaryota; Metazoa; Chordata; Actinopteri; Kurtiformes; Apogonidae
Gene: gabrb3
Product: gamma-aminobutyric acid type A receptor subunit beta3
Exons: 11
Coding region: 374-1972 (532 amino acids)
Biological process (GO): monoatomic ion transmembrane transport
Cellular component (GO): membrane
Molecular function (GO): extracellular ligand-gated monoatomic ion channel activity; GABA-A receptor activity
Source: RefSeq, a predicted model, not a curated record
GCUCUGCCUGUGUCUCUCUCCCUCUCUCUCUCUCUCUCUCUCUCUUUCUAUGUGUGUGACUGUGUAUGUGCGAGUCCAUCCCAUUCUGUUCAGGCCAGGCCGCGCUUGAUUGAGGGACAUACAUCCUUUAGCCUGAGCUGGAACACUAAAACAGACCUGGAUCAGCGGUGAUUACAAGCAGGUGCACAGAUGACUGAGGUAGAGGGGGGCUGAGACGGACUGGAGGCAACAAAGUUUGGCUGGUCACUGCGAUGCAAGUACAAGCAUCAUGUCCUUAAUGCAACGGGCACCUGUGCCGCCUGCGCUCCAAGGACCACCAUCCAGCAGCCGGCCGGACCCCGCUCACAUCUGACCGCCUGCUGGACUCACAGAUAUGGAUGGAAAUCUCCAAGGCGUGAAAAUGCGGAUGUGGUGGAUUUUACUGUUUGGUUUUUGGAGUGUCUGUGGGGAGCUGCCUUUUAUAGCAGAGAACAACGCUGCUAUGUUGGUCAACUGGAAUGCUGUUGAUGGGAACAAAAAGUUGUAUGCCAUCUAUGAUACAAGCGUCAACGAACCGGGGAACAUGUCAUUUGUCAAAGAGACUGUGGACAAACUGUUGAAAGGAUACGACAUCCGACUUCGGCCAGACUUUGGAGGUCCACCGGUUGCUGUUGGCAUGAGUAUAGAUGUUGCAAGUAUAGACAUGGUGUCAGAAGUCAACAUGGACUACACAUUGACCAUGUACUUCCAGCAGUACUGGAGAGAUAAGAGGCUGGCCUACGCAGGGAUCCCUCUCAACCUGACACUGGACAACAGAGUAGCAGACCAGCUCUGGGUCCCAGAUACAUACUUCCUCAAUGAUAAGAAGUCCUUUGUACACGGAGUCACUGUAAAGAACCGCAUGAUCCGACUCCAUCCUGAUGGAACAGUUCUCUAUGGCCUCAGAAUCACAACAACAGCGGCCUGUAUGAUGGAUCUGAGGAGGUACCCACUGGACGAACAGAACUGCACUCUGGAAAUUGAGAGCUAUGGUUACACAACUGACGACAUCGAGUUCUACUGGAAAGGCGGAGACACCGCUGUGACCGGGGUGACACGCAUCGAGCUGCCUCAGUUCUCUAUCGUAGACUACAAACUGGUCUCCAGGAAUGUGGUUUUUUCCACAGGUGCCUACCCUCGACUCUCUCUGAGCUUCAAGCUGAAGCGAAACAUCGGAUACUUCAUCCUGCAGACGUACAUGCCCUCCAUCCUCAUCACCAUCCUAUCCUGGGUGUCAUUCUGGAUAAAUUAUGACGCCUCGGCUGCCAGAGUUGCAUUAGGUAUCACCACUGUGCUGACCAUGACUACCAUCAACACCCACUUGAGAGAGACACUACCCAAGAUCCCCUAUGUCAAAGCCAUAGACAUGUACCUGAUGGGCUGCUUCGUGUUUGUCUUCUUGGCUCUGCUCGAGUACGCUUUUGUCAACUACAUCUUCUUUGGACGAGGUCCGCAGAUGCAGAAGAAACUGGCAGAGAAAGCACAGAAAGCAAACAACGAUCGGGAUAAGUUUGACAGGCCCAAGUCUGCACUGGAGGGAGGCAAUUGCAAGUCUUCAUCUGUUAAAUCGUCCAAUCAGGUACAAAGUCGUCGUCACUCACGACGGGUCGACUCCCAGGGGAACAUUUUGCUGACAACAUUAGAGAUCCACAACGAGGUGGGAGGGAAUGAAAUCACAACCACCGUGAGCGAAACACACAACUCUUCCUCCAUGGUCUUUGACAACUCGGGCAUCCAGUACAGGAAGCCGAGUGCGGCGCGCGAAUCAGGCCACCUCAGCCUGGAUAGGAACGCUCACUUAAAGAGAACCCGACUGCGAAGACGGUCAUCUCAGCUCAAGAUCAAAAUCCCAGACCUGACCGAUGUGAACGCUAUCGACAGAUGGUCACGGAUAAUAUUCCCCUGCACCUUCUCCCUCUUCAACUUAAUCUACUGGCUUUAUUAUGUUAACUAAUGCACUGCUGUUUUAUAAACCCAGUUCUGUCUCAUCAUGCAUUUGGAUGAGAGUACUUUUAACAUGAAGGACACUUUAAAAAAAAAUCCUUAAGAACACUUUUUUAAUUUAAUGAGUGCAGACUGAUGAAAAAUUAUGGACUGCAAACAAGGAUUUAUCCACACAUGUAUUUUACAAAGACUGUCUUGUAAAUUACUCCAGUGAGGACCUGGGACAUUUCAUGGGUUGAAAACAGUGUCUUCACUUGAUCUGAGCUGUCAGAUUAUUUACAAUGUAGAUCUGCUGUUACAACUAUACCCAUAAUAAAGUAUGAAACAUGGUCAUCGUAUUACAACGUAUUACCAGAUGCACAACUCAAACAGACAAACCCAGUGAUCCAUUGAUGUAAACGAACAGAUCUGAACACUUAUGCAUGGACCAAACUCUGACUUUAUGAUCUGGAAACGACACGGAGUGAAAGGGGACUUCAAUUGCCUUGACGCCACCAACCGUUCACUUGUUUUGAAGUGAGCAGUGGAACCGUUAUGACCUUCCUCCGACGUUACAGAGAUUGAAAACCAUUUAGGGAUGUCAAAAAGUUUGAUUUUAACACCCAGUUUUUAUUAACAAGAGGAAAGUUGAUGGAGUUGAUACCAGCAUUUUAUAAAGUUGUCAUUUCUGUCAUUCACUGCCAUUACAUGAAGAAAAGAUAUAACAUUUUGGGAGUUUGAUUUCUUGCCAAGAGUUAAGUAAAAAGAUUGAUGCCAUUAUUAUGUCUGUAUGUUAAAUAAGAAGGUAAACUAGGCGAUAACUCACUUAGCAGAAGGAGAAUAGCUAGCCUGGGUCUGUCCAAAUAUAAAACAAGCAAAUUUUUGUCCCUUAAAUACUACACAGUCUAUUUUUAUGUUAAUGUAUGAACCAAACCAUUACAAUUAUUACUGGAUUUAACUGAGUCUAUUUUGUGCUGGAAGAGAGUCGUUUGUUGACAUUAGCUAACUCCAUUUUUAAGCUAACAACUGUCUCAGAUGCCUACAUUGAUGAUAUAUGUGAUACUACACAGAGAAAUAGGAGUUUUUUCUAAAAAAAAAAAAAAAAAAAAAAAAAAAAUCUUUGUUGGCUUCUGAGCUCUUGAAUUCUUCUCUUUUGCUGUUCUUUAUUGAAAACCGUGUGCAACGCUGUUAGCUUAACAUGGAGUUAGCCAACAACCAGCACCAAGUAAAACAGAUUUUAAAACAAACCUCACAAGCAUGCACAGAUCUGACACACAUACAUAUAUAUAAUGAAUCAAACUGCUUAGAUUCAUUAAAGCCAGGUUUAGGCUAGCUAAAUUCUUGCUUCCUCAUCUAUAUGCUAAGCUAAUCAAAGGUAAACUAAUUGUUUCCUGAGAACAGUAUCAGUCUUUUCUUGUAACUCAGCUUUUUAUAACUAGCAUGUACAGUUCUGUAUCUGAUCAGUUUACAUUUCAUCAUUGUACUUUUAGCAAUGCUGUCACAAUGCCCUGAACACUUAUUAUGCAUGUUUUUCAGACUGAGUGCACUCUAACUUUUGUCUUUCAUUUUCAAGUUGUCGCCCUGGCAUUUGUUCUUUUUUCUUAACUUUGAUGUACAUACUGUAUCAUUUUCAACUGUUUCAGCUUCACAUUAAUUACAUGGCUAUGUUGUCAACAUUGUUUUGCUCAGUGAUUUCAGGCCUGGCUAUUCUGUUUGUUAGUUUUCACACUACAUUAUGAUUUCCUAUUUGUGUUGUAAAUAUAAAACACAUAUCAUAGCC